Messenger RNA from Thlaspi arvense, 1071 nucleotides. Lineage: Eukaryota; Viridiplantae; Streptophyta; Magnoliopsida; Brassicales; Brassicaceae. The record is from the annotation of a GenBank genome assembly.
AUGACCACUGUCUCCAGCGCCGUCGUCUCAUCAUUCAUAGCUCCUCCGCUUCGUUCUCCAUCCUCUCGUCAUCAUCCGAGUCUCACUGAGCUCUCUCUUCAAAUUCCUAGAGCCGGCUGGCGGAGGAAACCGCUAGGGUUUGCUUUAUCUGCGGCGGCGGCUUCAGAAUUGCCAUCGGAAGCCACUUAUGAUCCGGAGCUACGUUUGGUUUUCGAGCUCGCCACCGAUUCGGAGUUGUAUGAGCUUGAGAAUAUCCUUUUUGGUCCCAGCUACUUCAGCCCUCUGCUGAAAUCAAUUCCAAACAAAGGAGGAGGUGACCGGCUGAUGAUAGGCCAAGACAUUGAGGUGCGAGAUGGUUUCAUCGAAUCUCUUGAAUCGAGAUUCUUGUUUCUCGCUGCAGAUGCUCGCUCAACACUCAGGGGUUGGAGGCCUUCGUACAGAAACGUUUUACUUGCGGUGAGAGAUAAGUUGAACAUUCCCUGCUCCAGCCAAUUGCCAACGGAGGACCUAGAAGCAGAGAUUUUUCUGUAUCUCGUCGACAAUUUCUCGAGUGAAGCAUCAGGGGUUUUUCCAGGCUUGUGGGAAAAUUCUCAAGCAUCAGAGGUAAAAGGAAGCUUAGAACUCGGGCUCAGUAAAUGGAAAGUUGAACUACUUGCUGCGCUAGAAGUUGGUGCUGCAGAGGUCCAAGCUAUGAUUCUGAAGGGUGGUGGCAUGAUCACAUUUGCCAAGGUUUAUCAGUUGUUGGCAAAGAAACUAUCGGGAAAAGUAUUCCUUGAAGCUGCCAACUACCAGAUGAGGAAAGAGAUGCUAAAAAAGGGUGGACAAUUAGCCGCCAUUAACUUGGAAUCUCGAGCAGCUCUGCUUGCAGCAAAGCAUGGCUUUGCAGGAGCUGCAUCCAGAUACCUUGGCUUAAGAACAGUGAUGCAAUUACUCGGCCCAAUGAUGUGGGGGACGUUACUGGCUGAUUUGGUUAUUCAGAUGCUCGAAACUGACUACGCUAGAAUCUUACGAGCGAUUUACGCGUUUGCACAGAUUCGGAUCACCAGGACAUACAGGCUACCUUGUAAAUGA